Messenger RNA from Cercocebus atys (sooty mangabey), 1725 nucleotides. RefSeq lists its product as uncharacterized. Gene Ontology annotation, biological process: regulation of toll-like receptor signaling pathway. Bases 642 to 1547 code for a protein of 301 amino acids. The record is from RefSeq and is a predicted model, not a curated record. The transcript has 2 exons. NCBI's taxonomy places the organism in Eukaryota, Metazoa, Chordata, Mammalia, Primates, Cercopithecidae.
AACAGAAUACCACACGUUCCCACUUACAAGUGGGAGCUAAAUGGGUAUAAAUGAGCAUACAGAGGAAAAUAAUAGACACUGGAGACUACAGAAGGGGGCCAGGUUGGGAGUGGUGUGAGGGUUGAAAAAUUACCUGUUGGGUACAAUGUUCACUUUUCAGCUGAUGCGUGUGCUAGAAGCCUAAACUCCACCACUGCACAAUAUAUCCAUGUAACAAACCUGCACAUGUACCCCAUGAAUCUAUAAAUAUUUUUUAAAAAUUAAAAUAACUUUGUAUCUACCUUAACGUGUAUGAAAAAAAGCUAGUGCUAUUAACAUUUUCCCAUUCUCAUUGUCACUGAAAACUUGAAUAAACACUUUCAAGAUCCUCUUUUGGAUCAUUACCAUACUGUACACGUGAUCAAUCCACAUCAUUUUCUUAUUAGUUUGGUUCAGUCCCAGGGUGUGAGUGGAAAGCAGAACAAUUUGUGUGGUUAAAGCUUUAUUUCUGAAGAGUAAAUGAAAUAUGAAAACUACAUGAGCCAAACAGGAUUUCUUCUGUGUUUGCACUGUUGGAGUCUCAGAAAAACAAAUCUUUAGGUAUCCUGAUAUUUGAAAAAGGAAUAUACUAGGCACUUACUUUGUAAAACUUGUCUAACAAAAUGCUUGGAGAAGCUUUCUUAAUUGAUCUUCUAUACAAAGAACAGAAAUAUGCAAAAUUUUGCAAACCAUUUAUGUGUAAGAAGACUGAAAAGGAAACUUGGAAAAAGAAGAUUUUAGAUAGAGAAGAAAAUUCACUUUCCUCUGCUGAGAUGGAAAAUCAAGAAACAGCUAGGAAAGAAAGUGUAACAGAGCAAAAUGAUGAUACAGAUCAAAUAAAAUCUGUGGAUGAAACAACCGUAGCAAAAUGCAAAGGUAUACCUCUUCCAGGAAAUGUGUCAGUUGCAUUGCCCAUUUCAAAGAGAGAACAACAUGAUCAAAGACAACCAGAUUUAUGUAGAUCAUGGUUGUGUAUGAGUAUUUGCCACAAUUAUCCUGACCUACAGAUUGGAGGUGACGACAUGAAGAACAUAUGUGAUUCAGACUGCUUUAUGGAACACACACAUAAUGAUGUUUUUAAUGGUCCCCUUUUAUUUUCAGUUGGUAUGCCACUGGGUCAUUCUCCUGUCAUUGGGCCUCCAGAGACAUUACCUACCUCAAAAUUAUUGAACGGGGAUGAAAGCCAAGAAAAAAGUAUGUUGUUUCAAAAACAGCCCCUCUCUAAUUCUAUGCUUAAUACUUACAUGGAAAGAAAGGUGGACGAGCUCUACAAACAAUUAUUGGAAGAAAAUCUCACCAGAUGCCACUCUAUAACCAAUCUUAUGGCUUCCAAUUUGCUAAUGAAUAAUGUAAAUUGCACCAGCCUUCAAAUCUCUCAAGAGCAGAACGUUGAAUUAUGGAAAGAUCAGGAAGCUAUCCUACACUCUCUACCACUAUGUAAUCUCUGUAACGGUUCUCAUGGAAAGAGUUCUGAAUUCAGUACUCCUAACUUACAAAUAUCAAACCAGACAGUUAGGGAACUUCUAUGACAUCUACAGUAGAAACCAAAUGUAGGUUGUUUGGACAUACUUAAGGGACUGCAAUAACAAGAGUUUUCUCUGGCUUAUCAUGUCACAUCUAGCCUUCUUUGAGGUGUGGUUAUUAUAGUUUUUGAGAAAUGAUUUGUCCCAUGGUACGUCUGAAUUCUUUUUUUUUUUUUUUUUUUUU